AUGGAGCUAUUCGGCAUCAACAUAGGUUCCACAAUGGCGGCACUAAUGUUAGGGUGGACAAUGUUCCAGCAAUUCUUCCCUUACCACCUUAGCUGCUUGCUUGAAUUGUACACCCUACAGAUCGCCGCUUUCUUCUACCCUUACAUCCAGAUUACCUUCCCGGAGUUCACCUUCGACCGCCUGACACGGAGCGAGGCAUACGUCACCAUCCCGAACUAUCUCGCUGCGAUUUCCUCUGCCACCGCCAGGCGACUCAAGGUCGACUUCGUUAAAGAGAAUUGCGACUCUGUCCUCCUCGCCAUGGAUGACUACGAGGAAGUCACCGGCGUGUUCCACGACGUCAAGGUCAAAUGGUCUUCCAUGAAGACUGUUCGUCCCUCGCAGUCGGUGUCGUUCUACCCUGCUGCCGACGAGCGACGGUCCUUAACCCUCACUGUUCACAGUCGCCACCGUGAGUUAGUGACCAGCGGUUACAUAGCUCAUGUGUUGAAGGAAGGGAAGGCAAUUCCGUCGAGGAAUAGGCAGCGGAAGCUUUAUACUAACAAUUCGAGCAGCGAAUGGUCUAUGUGUAACGCUACGAAGUGGAGCCAUGCUGCUUUCGACCACCCUGCGAGUUUCGAUACUCUGGCUAUGGCGACGGGGCUCAAGGAAGGGAUUAAGAAGGAUCUGGUCAAGUUCAGUCAAGGGAAGGACUACUACAAUAGUAUAGGCAAGACAUGGAAGCGCGGAGAGAGGAUCAUUGUGUUCAGCACCAACUACAUCGACAGCUUCGACCCGACAUUGAUUCGGAGAGGGAGGAUGGACAUGCACAUCAAGAUGUCUUACUGUUGCUUCCAGGCCUUCAAGUUGCUGGCAAGGAAUUAUCUGAAUUUGGAAUCACAUGAGCUGUUUGGAGAAAUUGAGGUGCUCUUGGAGGAGACGAAGAUGACUCUCGCGGAUGUUGCAGAGAAUUUGAUGCUGAAAUCGGAGGACAAAGGGGCCGAGAGUUGUCUGAGAAACUUGAUUGAAGCUCUUGAACAAAGUUGCAAAAACGAAGCUGCUAAGUUGGAAGAAGUUGUCAAGUUAGAAGAAGCAACAACAAAGCUGAAGGCCACAAAAUCGGAGGAAAACGUAGCGAAGAUGGAGAGCACAGUGCAAGUGAAGGAGGAGGAAAUGGGUGAAGACAGUGAGAAAUGUGUUGCGGCGCCAACACCAUGA
This is a messenger RNA of Linum trigynum, 1197 nucleotides long. The record is from the annotation of a GenBank genome assembly. Lineage: Eukaryota; Viridiplantae; Streptophyta; Magnoliopsida; Malpighiales; Linaceae.